Messenger RNA from Diaporthe citri, 738 nucleotides. RefSeq lists its product as uncharacterized. The record is from RefSeq and is a predicted model, not a curated record. The transcript has a single exon. NCBI's taxonomy places the organism in Eukaryota, Fungi, Ascomycota, Sordariomycetes, Diaporthales, Diaporthaceae. Bases 1 to 738 code for a protein of 245 amino acids.
AUGGAUUUUCCUCCACCACCUGCUACCAUUGCGGACGACGUCAGCUACAUGGCGGACGAUGUCGGUAGCGAUUCAGGGCAAUCCGAAAGCUCUACAGGGACAGUACUCGGGCCCGGCAUCCAACCUCCUGGGGGCACCCACCACAGGCGUCCGGAACAACCUCCGGGAGCUUCUGGUUACCAAAGAAAUGUCUACCGGGAGCGAAGCAUGGGGGCUCCCAGCGUCCCAGCUUUCAGCACUGCUUCGACCAGCCAGUACGGAGGUGACGAUGAGCGCUCCGAGUCCAGCUACACCGUGGCCGGUCGUCGGUACGGAGUUGCUUCUUCCAGGGGUUACGGGGCUGACGAUGAUCGGUCCGAGUCCGAAGCCACUUUGGGCGGGCCCGACAUUGCCUGGCCCAAGGCUCCUCAACUCGGGGUUCAGGCCGACCUCACCGAAGUCGAGGACGAGUCGACUAACAAUUAUCCUGACCUUGACGCGAUGGAAGAUUUUCUUGAGGAGAUCAAGAGUAAUCUUGCUGCGAUCAAACAUGAUGUGAUUGACCGUAACAAAGCGAAGAUCCCGGUCUGGUUCGGCGCCAUCAGGUUAUAUCUCAACGAGUUCCAGGACCACUUCACCAGGUUGGAACGCAUCUUCCCGGCGCGCAGAGUGCCAAGUCAGCAAAACGCACCCUGUGCCAUCUCAUCGACUGCUCUAGCCGGAGUGGCGAUAGACCGGCAUUACAAGGCCUAUUUUUAA